Hemibagrus wyckioides is the source of this 5013-nucleotide messenger RNA. It is a transcript of the gene anks1ab, whose product is annotated as ankyrin repeat and sterile alpha motif domain containing 1Ab. Lineage: Eukaryota; Metazoa; Chordata; Actinopteri; Siluriformes; Bagridae. Gene Ontology annotation, molecular function: protein binding. Gene Ontology annotation, cellular component: cytosol. The record is from RefSeq and is a predicted model, not a curated record. The coding region runs from base 171 to 1973 and encodes 600 amino acids. The transcript is spliced from 14 exons.
ACAGAGGCAGACAAGGCAACCUCAUGCUCCCCAUUUCAAGCCCAUUUCAAAAACAUUUAUAGCAACAAUUGCACGAAUACAGCAAAGGGGAAACAAGGCUUAAUAUUCUCUAUGACUUGUGAGAUAAUACUGGUUCAUCUAUUUAAUUAUCCACAGAACUCUUUCCAGGGAUGUCCACUCUACCUCUGGACACUGAUCUGAACUGUGUUCCAGUCACCGCUCUGGACCAAGCUGAAGAUGUAGCCAGUCACUCACCUGAGUCUUCGACCCAGGCCAGAAGGCGGCCAUGUGGGCAUGUGAAGCUUUCUCGCAGCCUCUCCAAGUCAGAUUCAGACUUACUGAUUUCCCAUGAAGAGGAUGUGACUCUGAGUGAAAGGACCAAAUCGCUGAUCAAGUGCACGAUGGAGAGGACACACCUAGAUCGACUGUCCUCACUUACUGCUGAUUGGGAAGAGAUUGAGAAGAUCAUGACAUUAAUUGACAGCGACAUUGAACUCUCCAAGGAGCACCAACCAGCAGCAGAUGCUGCAGGAAGCCGGGUACUGGAGCAGUCAGUGGGGGAAUGGCUGGAACACGUGGGCUUUCCUCAGUAUGAGAGUAAGCUGCUACUAAAUGGAUUUGAUGACCUGCGCUUCAUGGGCAGUAAUGUAAUGGAAGAUGAAGACCUUAGAGAAAUUGGUAUCACAGACCCAGGUCACAGGAAGAAAAUUCUUCAUGCAGCAAAGAGUCUACCAAAGGUGAAAGCUCUCGGUUGCGAUGGCAGUACCUCGCUGGCCUCUUGGUUGGACAAUCUAGGUCUUGGGGAGUAUCUCCACAACUUUCUGUCCAGUGGCUAUCGCACACUUGAAUGUGUGAAGAAUCUGUGGGAGCUGGAGAUUGUCAAUGUGUUAAAAAUUGGCCUUCUUGGCCACAGGAAGAGAAUAAUUGCUUCCAUUGCAGAGCGACCCUAUGAGGAAGCACCUUCAAAGUCCAACCACUUCUCCCAGCUUAAGAUUCAAGACCUCUUAUCUCAAAACCCAGCGCCUCUUGGUUACAUGGACCCUUAUACGAGUCGCUCCAUGGACACGCUACUGCCACUAGGGGAUUAUGGAAGGAGAGGCAGGGAUCAGGAGUGCAGUGUCUCACUCCGAUCUUACAAUGAGAGACCACGCUCACAUGACCGGCAUACAGAUCGACACAAGGAAUCCCGACGAGCCCAGAGCCAGUCUGCUACGUAUACCACUGUUUCCACAUGGCACCACCAUCCUGAGAAGCUCAUCACAGAGGCUUGUUGCUAUGAAGCUAGUUAUCUCGGGUCUGUGAUAAUCAAAGAUCUCAGAGGUAUUGAAUCUACACAGGAAGCCUGUGCAAGAAUAAGGAAAUCGAAGGACCACCGGAAAGGCCCUGUCAUAAUUCUCUCCAUCACCUAUAGAGGAGUCAAGUUCAUUGAUGCAGCCUCUAAGGCUAUCGUGGCAGAGCAUGAGAUCCAGAACAUCUCCUGUGCGGCUCAGGAUCCUGAUGAACUUCGCACUUUUGCAUACAUUACAAAAGACCUAAAGUCGGGGAACCACUUCUGCCAUGUUUUCACUACAGUUGAAGUGACACAAACCUAUGAGAUCAUCUUGACUCUGGGGCAGGCGUUUGAAGUGGCCUAUCAGAUGGCUCUUCAGGCACAGAAGGCCCGACGCCACAGUUCCUACAGUGGGGCAAACUUGGAGAUUAUUGAAACCAAGAGCAGCAGGCCAGUCUCAUCUCGCAACAGCAUGCGCCGCACAAUGGGUGCCCCUGUGCCUGAAUGUCGCUGCUGCUACUGUCACACCUGUUCUGCCCAUCGCCCCUCCUACCUCCCGCUGCCCUCUAUCAGCCCUGGAGUUCAGAUGGAGCCCAUCGAGCAGGAGACAGACGUGCAGUCCUUGGGCAGCAGCUGGCACUUUGACCCUCGUGACCCCUCCAGGCCGGCCUGCAGUGCCAAGUACGAGACCACCAUAUUCUGAAGCGGGGACAACAGUCCUAACCAGCUGCCCUGUUAAGCCACUUGCCCCCUGAGAGAACUGUAGUGCCCUGUGCCUUCUCACUGUGAAUUGUAGCUUCCCUCAGGGCAAGAUCUGCUCCCUGAUCUCUCUCUCUCUCUCUCGCUCUCUCUCUCGCCCUACAACUCACCUGUGUAGUUUUCUUGGAGAGCCAGCUGCCAUCUUCUCCAUUUUGAAUUUCUGUCUAGAUUUCCUGGACACUGCCCUCCAGUUGCCAUUCUUGAAAUCUCUGUGCAGCCCUGACUUUUCAGACACUUUCUUUUUGUAUCACAAUGCUGAAUGUUAACAUCUCAUAUCAAAGGAUUUUGCCUCUGUGAAGCCUCUGAGCACAAUCUGAAGUGUAGCUGUUAUCAAGUCUUGUAGUUAAGAUAGCUGUACCAUCUAGAUAUUGAUGCUUUUUUUUGAGAGACAUAAACCAGGCAACAUUAUUGCACACAACAUUUCUGUUUGGAACAGCAAUACUGUCAGUGCCACUGUCAAACAUAAUUUCAAACACACAGUUCAUCACCACUGUAGAUGCAAAUGUGUAGCAAAUUCCUUGCAUUCUGCACCCAAGCACGAUAUCUGUCUCCACCUCCACUGCUGAUUAUUUCUAGCUUGCCCCAUAUUUCUGUAGCACUUAUUUCUACACCACUGCACAGUUCACUGUUCACAAUUCUCACCCAGUGCUUCCUCAACUCCUACCUUCCUUUGUCCUACUGGAAAACAUACAAAUGUCAACACACAUGUUCAGUUCCAGUUUUGCAUAAAACAUAGCUUGGGAUUAGAAAUGCAAUAAUAAAGAUGGAAACAGGUCAGAGGCCUGAUAAAGUUCAAAUGCACAGCACAAAUAUGAGGCCCGAUUCCCCAGUUAUGGUCCUCUGUUUUUUAUAUAUAAAUCAUGAUGAUGUUGUGGGUUGCAUUAAUAAUCAUUGUUCUUCCUCCUUACUUUAGCAUAUAUGUGGCACCACCAGGGCUAUGACUAAGUGUGAUAAAUUGCAGCAUGAAUCUGAAUGACUUACGGUUUGAAACCCUAAGCAGUUUUGUAUUUGUAUUCGUACAUUGUAACAUCACUUAGUAAAUACAGCAUUUGUGCAUAUGUGUUCAUGCUUUUUUAAUUGUUGCUUGUUUUUAUUACCUGCUUAGCUCAAUUUGAGGUGGUGUAAACAAAUCAAAUAUUUCAGAAUUCAGUGGUUUAAGCUUAAAUUCAGUUUAUUCAUGAACGAAUGAAUGAAAUUAUAUAGCACAUGAAAAACUGGAGCAGUGAAAGAAAGGGGCCAAGAGAUCAAUGUCCCUUACAGUUUUAAUGUGGGCCCUUACAGGCCUUAAUGUGACUGGAAUAGGAUUCAGUUCAGAUUUACUGGAUAAUUUUUAGUCCAAAGCAGGCUCGAGUUAAGAAAUUAACUUUUACAUCUUGUGACUGAUUUCAUCAGGCCAGAACUUUAAAAUGAAUGAAUAACACAAAUCUAGUCGCCUUGAUUCACUCCUAUUACAUUAUUCCAAUUUACAUGGAUGGCAGAAAAAACCUUUACAUGUUUAUGCUUCUUUGAAAAGAAACAUGCCAGCAGAUUGUUUCAUUAAACUCUUUUUUACAAGAAGCUUUUAAUACGCAAGUUACGCAUCAUAAUUCAAGUUUAUUUCCUGUUGUGAAUGCUCUGUGUGUGUUGGGCUGUUUUUCAUGCUCAAGUUUGUCUCUGCUUGUUCCUAAAGUAGACUGUUAAAACUGAGUUUCUUCAUAAACGUGUUACAUAACCUCAAAUCCAUGGUCAUUACAUUCACAUGGCUCAUCAACCACCAAAAUCUUGACACUGUUGGGUUGCUUUCAUUUCCUAAUAUGCCUCUCACAAACCAGUGCAGUCCAUCACGUUACAUUCUGUCUUAUCAAUGUGUUCAUGUAAAUAUUUUUGUGUGUUAGAACUGUACUGUUAAAUACAUGGCCAUAAGUUAGACACUUAAAAAGCAUUCAUUUAGAUACCCAAGGAUAAAUUCCUAAAUUCUGAAAUCAAAUAUAUUUUUUCCUGUGUAGCUGACUCCACCGUUCAAGUUUCCGGACACCAAGGUGUGAAUAGAAGUGGAAAUCAGGUGAAUCAUAACGAGUGAGUGAAUGAGAGAACAAGACGUGUCAAUCAUUCAGUGGCAGAGAAAUGCAGCACAUGGAGAUUGAUCCAGUACUGUGCGAUUACGCCUAUGAUGAGUUUAGACAAAGUCGCAAUGAGGAUUUGAGCAUUUGCUUGUGAGGUGGGUCUGUGCGUACAACAGCCACAGCAUGCUAGUCUUUUAUAUGUUCGAAUAAACAUACUGUUUACUUGACUAUUUAAUAACAGGCAUAUAGGAAAUUUGGAGAAACUGGAAUAGGAUCUUUGUAUUUAGCUCUGUGUGGUAAAUUCUAAUUCCUUAACAUGGGAUUUAUUAAGCUAUAGGGAACAUCCAGACUGAGAACAGAAAAAUAUGUUCCUUUAGGCUUUAUACUCGAGACUCGCACGACGACAAAGAGGCGAGGAUUUGUUUGCUUUAAGAAUUGCUUAAGAGAAGUGAGGCAAAAAGUAUUGAAAAUGUUAAGAGUAGGUCUGUAAAUGUACACAUGAAUCAGAGCUGUCUGGCAAAUGCGAUUCAGAAUGAACACUGUGCAACCCCAUCUAGAAAAUGGCUUUACCUAGAGGUACUCAACUUUAAUCACACUGUGAAAUGACAAAAAAAAAACAAAAAAAACAAAAAACAUUUACCUUAGCAUUGUUACUCAUUCCUGAUGUGAUGGGACUUAAAAAAAAAAAAACACAUGUCCCUCACUGCAUAAAUCACUUACAUUUUCUGUAUAUCGCUUGCACUUUAUUUUUGUUUGCACUGAGUAUUUGGAUAUGAUGUCAAGAUAGACUUGCCAAAUGCUGUAGCAUUUAUAUCCUUGAAUUAAACAACCAAGUCUAUUUUGGGACUAACCUAAAAUGUUAUAUAAUAUGUUCAGAAUUCUUUCAUUUAGUUGUAACAUCAAUAUAAAUGACCUAAUAAAAUGUAAUUACUUUUUCCGUGU